This is a messenger RNA of Elephantulus edwardii (Cape elephant shrew), 2729 nucleotides long. RefSeq names its product suppressor of variegation 4-20 homolog 1 (Drosophila) (gene KMT5B). Gene Ontology annotation, molecular function: histone H4K20 methyltransferase activity; protein binding. The record is from RefSeq and is a predicted model, not a curated record. The transcript is spliced from 10 exons. Gene Ontology annotation, cellular component: nucleus. NCBI's taxonomy places the organism in Eukaryota, Metazoa, Chordata, Mammalia, Macroscelidea, Macroscelididae. The coding region runs from base 108 to 2729 and encodes 873 amino acids.
GAAGGAACUUUGACCUUGUUCUCUAAGCUGCUUGAAGAGCGUGACUAAAUGCCCCUGAGUCAGGCUGGCUGUGGGCAUGAAGUGAGUGGCUGGGAAACUCCGAGAACAUGGUGGUGAAUGGCAGGCGGAACGGAGGCAAGUUGUCCACUGACCAUCAGCAGAGCCAGUCAAACCUGCAGCCCGUGGGCAAGGACGCCCUGAAGGCCGGGAAGAACACAGGGGAGAGGAGGUCCAGCCGAAGUAAUGGUAAUUCAGGAUUCGAAAGACAGGGUCGCUAUGUACCGUCUUCUGGAAUGUCUGCCAAGGAGCUCUGUGAAAAUGAUGACCUAGCAACCAGCUUGGUUCUCGAUCCCUAUUUAGGUUUUCAGACACACAAAAUGAAUACUAGCGCCUUUCCUUCAAGAAGCUCCAGGCACUUUCCCAGAUCUAACAGUUUUCCUCAGCACAGCCCUGUGAGGUUUCGGCCUAUUAAAGGAAGGCAGGAAGAGCUGAAGGAGGUGAUCGAGCGCUUUAAGAAAGACGAACACUUGGAAAAAGCCUUCAAAUAUCUGACCUCCGGCGAAUGGGCACGGCACUAUUUUCUUAACAAGAACAAAAUGCAGGAGAAAUUAUUCAAAGAACAUGUAUUUAUUUACUUGCGAAUGUUUGCAACUGAGAGUGGAUUUGAGAUAUUGCCUUGUAAUAGAUACUCUUCAGAACAAAAUGGAGCCAAAAUAGUUGCAACAAAAGAGUGGAAACGAAAUGACAAAAUAGAAUUACUGGUGGGUCGUAUUGCCGAACUUUCAGAAAUUGAGGAGAACAUGCUACUUAGACGCGGAGAGAAUGACUUCAGUGUCAUGUACUCCACGCGGAAAAACUGUGCUCAGCUCUGGCUCGGCCCCGCCGCCUUCAUCAACCAUGAUUGCAGACCUAACUGUAAGUUUGUGUCAACCGGCCGGGACACGGCCUGCGUGAAGGCUCUGCGAGAUAUUGAACCUGGAGAGGAAAUUUCUUGUUACUAUGGAGAUGGGUUUUUUGGAGAGAAUAACGAGUUCUGCGAGUGCUACACUUGUGAAAGACGGGGAACUGGUGCUUUUAAAUCCAGAGUGGGACUGCCUACGCCUGCUCCUGUUAUCAAUAGCAAAUAUGGACUCAGAGAGACAGAUAAACGCUUGAAUAGACUUAAAAAGUUAGGUGACAGCAGCAAAAAUUCAGACAGUCAAUCUGUCAGCUCAAACACUGAUGCAGAUACCACUCAGGAAAAAAACAAUGCAACUUCUAACCGGAAAUCUUCAGUCGGUGUAAGAAAGACGAUGCAGAGCAGAACGUUGGCCAGGCGGUCCCUGCCAAGAAGCCCGGCUCCCUCCAGCUCUACCUCACCUAAACUCACCCACAUGCAUAGCUCCAGGGUACCAAAGAAACUGAAAAAGCCUGCAAAGCCUUUACUUUCAAAGAUAAAAUUAAGAAAUCAUUGUAAAGGGCUGGAGCAAAAGAGUGCUUCCAGGAAACUUGAAAUGGGGAACCUAGUGCUUAAGGAGCCUAAAGUGGUUCUGUAUAAAAACCUGCCCCUUAAAAAAGACCAGGAGCCGGAGGGCGCCGUGCAGGCCGGCGUGGCCAGUGGGUGCUUGACGAGACACGCGGCCAGAGAACACAGGCAGAACUCCGGGAAAGGUGCUCACUCAAGGGGCGAGGGCUCGCCCUGCUCCUAUGUCACCCGGAGGUCAGUGCGGACGAGGGUGAGCCUGAAGGACGCUGCUGACGCCAAGCUGGACCCGAGCUCGGUGGAUGGCUACAAAGAGGACCCCACGGAACCGUGUGUGGAGGAGGGCGAGCAGCCAGCCCCCGGGCCGCUGGAGGAGGACUCAGCUCACGAAGGCACACAGAAGGGGGACGCAAAGUGUCACAAGAGUGACAGCAGCUUGUCCAAAAAGAAGUCCCGCCAGGGAAAGCCUAGGAAGCCGUUCACCCCGGUGGAGGCCUUGGCCCCGGCACACGAGUGCCCUGGGAGCAACAGCGUGGGGCCAGACGUGCCCGGCUCCCAUCCUGACCGGGGCGAGCACAGUGGCACAGGGAGCACACCGUCGGGCUACGACCAGGCGCCCUCGCCCAUAGGCUGUUCGAUUGUCACGUCAGACAGCUUCAAAGCAAAAGACAGCUUUAGGACUGCGAAAAGCAAGAAGAAGCGUCGGAUCACACGCUACGAUGCCCAACUCAUCCUGGAAAAUAACUCCGGGAUUCCCAAAUUGAUUCUUCGCAGGCGGCAUGACAGCAGUAGCAAGACCAACGACCAGGAGAGUGAUGGGAUGGGCUCCUCGAAGAUCAGCAUCAAGCUAAGUAAAGACCACGAGAAUGACAGUAACCUCUACGUGGCAAAGCUCAAUAACGGCUUCAACUCAGGCUCAGGCAGUAGUUCCACGAAAUUGAAAAUCCAGCUGAAGAGGGACGAGGAGGGCCGGGGGCCGUAUGCAGAGGGCCUGCACGAGAACGGCGUGUGCUGCAGCGACACCCUCUCCCUCCUGGAGUCUCGGAUGGAAGUGGACGACUACAGCCAGUACGAGGAGCAGAGCACCGACGGGGCCUCCUCGUCGGAGGGCGAGGAGGAGGAGGAGGACUAUGAGGAUGACUUCGAAGAUGACUUCAUCCCCCUCCCACCAGCCAAGCGGUUAAGGCUGAUCGUUGGGAAGGACUCCAUCGACAUUGACAUUUCUUCCCGGAGAAGAGAAGACCAGUCGUUGCGGCUCAACGCAUAA